Juglans regia (Persian walnut) is the source of this 1560-nucleotide messenger RNA. RefSeq names its product galactose mutarotase-like. Gene Ontology annotation, molecular function: carbohydrate binding; aldose 1-epimerase activity. Gene Ontology annotation, biological process: beta-D-galactose catabolic process via UDP-galactose, Leloir pathway; glucose metabolic process. The record is from RefSeq and is a predicted model, not a curated record. Lineage: Eukaryota; Viridiplantae; Streptophyta; Magnoliopsida; Fagales; Juglandaceae. The transcript has 5 exons. Bases 181 to 1269 code for a protein of 362 amino acids.
GCUAAAAACAGCCGAGCCCUUGUCUACCUUCCGACUCCUUGGACCUUAUCUAGUUAAAUCUGUUUCAAUUUGUGCCCAUUAUCUCUAUUUAGCGCAAAAUUAUCUAUCUUUGCAUACUAUCUAUCUCUAUUUAACCAUUCAGAUACUCAUUCAAAGAAACGACAAUUCUUUCUUGAGAAAAUGUCCAAGACUUCUGCGUUGUGCUGCUUCAUCAUCCUAGCUGCAUUUGGGUUCGUCAAUGGCUCUACAAACAAUCACGAGAUUGGUUUUUAUGAACUAAAGAAGGGUGAUAUCUCCUUAAAUCUCACAAACUGGGGCGCAAGCAUUGUCUCCCUUCAUCUGCCUGACAAAAAUGGAAAGCUGGCUGAUGUUGUUCUUGGCUAUGAUUCACUCGAGGAGUACAAGACGGAUUCCUCUUACAUUGGUGCUAUUGUUGGCCGGGUUGCUAACAGAAUUGGAAGUGCUCAGUUUACUCUGAAUGGUACCCAUUAUAAACUAGUUGCAAAUGAAGGGAAGAACAUGCUUCAUGGUGGCUCGAGAGGAUUUAGUGAUGUUGUUUGGAAGGUGAAAAGGCAUAAGUGCGAUGGUCAGGCUCCUCACAUUAUUUUCACCUAUCACAGCGUUGAUGGUGAACAAGGAUUUCCUGGUGAUCUUGUUGUCACUGUCAGCUACACGCUCAUCGGUAACAACCAGUUGAGUGUAAUAAUGAAAGCCAGAGCUCUAAACAAGCCUACUCCAGUGAAUCUGGCCCAGCACGCGUACUGGAACUUGGGUGGCCAUAACAGCGGCGAUAUCCUUUCCAACGAGGUCCAUAUCUUUGGAUCUCACAUCACAAGUGUUGAUAGUCAUCUUAUUCCCACUGGAAAAAUUGCACCCGUCAAGGGAACACCCUAUGAUUUCCUUGAGCCCCACAUCAUCGGCAGCAAGAUAAAAGAUCUACCUUCUGGUUAUGAUAUCAACUAUGUGCUUGAUGGUGUUCCUGGCCACGAGAUGAAGCGGGCAGCAAAGGUACACGAGAAGAAGUCAGGAAGGGUGUUGGAGUUGUUCACAAAUGCUCCAGGUUUGCAGUUCUAUACAGGUAACUUUCUGAAGGAUGUGAAGGGAAAAGGUGGAUACGUAUACCAACAACAUGGAGCACUGUGUUUGGAGACCCAAGCAUUCCCUGACUCAGUCAACCACCCCAAUUUCCCUUCUACGAUUGUGAGUCCUGGCAAGACUUAUAGGCAUUACAUGCUCUUCAAGUUUUCGACAAAUCCCUCAUCUCAUUAGAUCACAUGGAUGAUCAGUUGAACCUUUAUAACGACAACCUGAGAUUUCCAUGUUUCCACGCUUGUAUACAUCAUGUUAACCUAUUUGCAAUGUGUGUUUUGGGUUCUCGGUUCAGCCAAAAAAAUGAAUAAUUGUCAAGUUCUACCUCUUUCCCUCACAAUAAUUGUAUCCAACUCUUCCAAAGCUUCAAAGAAAUUGUUCGAUCUAGACACUGUUUAUUGUGCAUGCUUCAAUGUACACCAGCUUGCGGCCAUAUAUAUCAAUAUCAAUAUCAUGGUGGGUUAGCCGUUA